This is a messenger RNA of Arvicola amphibius (Eurasian water vole), 747 nucleotides long. RefSeq names its product 40S ribosomal protein S19-like. The coding region runs from base 1 to 747 and encodes 248 amino acids. Lineage: Eukaryota; Metazoa; Chordata; Mammalia; Rodentia; Cricetidae. Gene Ontology annotation, molecular function: structural constituent of ribosome; RNA binding. Gene Ontology annotation, cellular component: ribosome; cytosolic small ribosomal subunit. Gene Ontology annotation, biological process: ribosomal small subunit assembly; translation. The transcript has 4 exons. The record is from RefSeq and is a predicted model, not a curated record.
AUGGAAUUGAAUGGACCUGGGAAGUGGGAACUGGAAUUUGAUGGACAGCCUUUCACCUCUAGGUUAUUGGUGGUAGAAGCAGCUGUAUCCACCCCUUCAAUAUGUGCUACUUAUUUAUCUUAUGUGGGCACAGCAAUGAAACAGGACCAGAGGGGGGCCAUUACCAUUGUCAAAAGUGUGGACCAACCCAUAUUCUCUCCAGCCAUUUGUACAACCUGGAGCUUAGAGAAUGACACUUGCUAUUUCUCUCACUGGCAAAAGUCAGAGGAAGUGAGCAUUCAGCAGGAAGGUGACCAGGCUCCACGCUUCUGUGCUGUUUGUACACAGACUACCCAUUCUAAACCAAAGUGUCAUGUUAGUUACUGUAACCAGCAGGAGUUCGUCAGAGCUUUGGAAGCCUUCCUCAAAAAGUCCGGGAAGCUGAAAGUCCCCAAAUGGGUGGAAACAGUCAAGCUGGCCAAACAUAAAGAGCUUGCUCCUGCGAUGAGAACUGGUUCUACCCACAAGCGUGGUGGUGCUGGGGUUGGUUCCAUGACCAAGAUCUAUGGAGGACGGCAGAGAAACAGUGUCAGGCCCAGCCACUUCAGCAGAGGCUCCAAGAGUGUGGCCUGCCGCGUUCUCCAAGCACUGGAGGGACUGAAAAUGGUGGAAAAGGACCAAGAUGGGGGCCGCAAGCUAACACCUCAGGGACAGAGAGAUCUGGACAGGAUUGCCGGACAGGUGGCAGCUGCCAACAAGAAGCAUUAG